CGAGAAAGGACAGAGAAAUUCUGCAAGCGGCCGCCCCAUUGGCAACGCAACGCGACCAAGACUCUUCGCCAAGAAGGAACUCCUUUCGUCCCAAGUUCUUCUUUACUUGCUAGACCUCGCUUGACAAGUCAGCACGAGAGACUGAGAGAGAGAGACAGAGAGAGAGAGAGCUGAAGCUGAGGCGUUUAUUCGUUGCUGGGCUCUUCCCAUUCCGUUCGGUACGCACGCCGACGCGCUCGCCGGGGGGGAACCGGCGGCGAUCCGAUCGUCGUCCGAGCUGGAAGCGCCUUUGACUUGCGGGCGAUGACGAGGGGGGACGAGGGGUCGUCGUCUGGAGCGGCGCCGGGCAACGUGUACGUCGCGGUGGGGAGCGACGGCGCGGAGGGCGAGACGAUGCUCCUGUGGGCGCUGCAGAACUUCGGGGGCGACUUCAAGUACUGCAUCCUGCACGUCGGGCAGCCCGGCGAAUUUGCAAGGGAGAAUACGAACAAGAUUCUGGAUGCAUACAUUCAAAUGUGUAACCACGAAAAGGUUUUUUCGAUGAAAUUAUAUGCUGAGAUGCAGGAUGUAAGACAAGGGAUUGUAGAACUUGUCGAGCAGCAUUGCAUCAGGAAGCUCGUUAUGGGAGCAGCAGCAGAUAGACACUACAUUGAGGGCAUGGCACAGCUUAAGUCUACAAAAGCAAUGUUUGUGAAUGAGCAUGCUCAUCCAUCCUGUGAAAUUUGGUUUAUCUGCAGAGGCAAUCCAGUUUACUUGAGGGAAAGCAGGUCAAGUACCUCUUAUCCAGUGAGGUCCCAUGUUCAAUCUGGACAGAGUACUCCAGGUUCAGAUAACUCUGGAUCUGACUCUAGCAUAGCUGCAGAUGAUCAAGCCUUGGUUCAGUUUGAAAGUCCUGAAAGGAGCAAGGAAAGCUUGGAAACAGAUCCGUUGCCUGCUGUUCAUCAACCUCCAUUUAGGGCAGCAGAAGGAGUUAACAGUGAGGAACUCUGUGAACAUCUUCACAAAGUAAUAUCAGAUGUCACAAAGGCAAAAAGGGAGGCAUGUGAUGAGUCCAUCUGCCGUUAUGAAGCUGAAAAGGCUGCAAUCAAGGCUAAGUGCAAAGCUAAUGCACUCGAGAACUCAUAUGCCGAGGAAUUAAGUAGGAGGAUUGAUCUUGAGAAGAUGCUAAAGAAUGAAAGGGAGAGAUGCAAAAUGAUCGAGAAUGAGAGAAAUGGCUUACAAACGCAGCUCGAAAUUGCACUUGCAAACCGGCAGGAUCAGGAAGUCAUUGCCAAGUUUUCUUUGUCAGAAAUUCAGGAAGCUAUUGGAAGUUUCCAUCCUCACUCGAAAAUAGAGGAAGGGGAUUACGGAAGCACUUAUAAAGGUUUUCUUCGUCAUACCCAAGUGAUCAUAAAGAUGAUGUAUUCUGAUAGCCCAGAGGACAAAUCACAGUACCAUCAGGAGGUUCGCAUUGCGAGCGUGUUGAGGCAUCCAAAUUUGGUCACCCUCAUUGGGGUUUGCCCAGAAGCUUGGGCUAUCAUCUACGAGUAUCUCCCAAAUGGUAACCUUGAAGACUGGCUAAGUGGAGACAACGCUGCCCCACUAUCAUGGCAAACAAGGAUACAGAUAUGUAGAGAUACAUGUGCUGCACUUAUUUUUUUGCACUCAUUUGAACCUCAUGGGAUAGCUCAUGGUGAUCUGACACCCAAAAAUUUUCUUCUUGAUGCCAACUUCGUGGCUAAACUGAGCAACUUCAGAUCACAUGAUGCACCUUUCAGUUCCCAUGCGACAGGAGACUUUUCUGCUGAGUCAGAUAUUUAUUCAUUUGGGGUCGUACUAUUGCGAUUACUUGUUGGUCAAGCAGCAUUGGAUUUGGACGACAUUGUGCAAAAUGCGUUGAAUAAUAAUGAGUUAGAUGCCGUAUUGGAUCAAACGGCAGGGCAAUGGCCACUUGAGCAGGUCACAGAGCUAGCACGCCUAGCUUUGAGUUGCUGUGGGAUAGAUAAUAGCAACCGACCGGAUCUUCGGUUGGAGGUGUGGCCACUGCUUGAACAAAUCCAAACACUAUGUGAGCAAGCGUCAUCAUCUGAUCGUUCUUCAGGAGGUACUCAGCAGUCCUCGUCAUCUCAUCAUUCUCCCGGUGAAGAGCAUACCCAGCCUCCUUCAUACUUCCUGUGUCCAAUAACACAAGAACUAAUGGAAGACCCUGUCAUGGCAGCGGACGGCCACACAUAUGAAGCGGAGGCGAUAAGGGAGUGGCUGAAUAGGCACGACACUUCACCCAUGACGAACCUUCAGCUCCAAAACUUGGAUCUCAUACCCAACAGGAUUGUUCGGUUGGCUAUUCAAGAAUGGCGUCGGAUCAAUGGAAGCUUAGUGUGGUCUGUCAAACAGAAAAAUCUGUGUACAUUCCAGGAGGAGAGUGAUAUACGUAAGAACAUACGCCCGCGAGUAAAACACGAGGUUAUGACUUAUGAUGGUAAUUUCGUGGGAGCAGGGCUGUUUUUGUUUAUGCUUUGACAAAAUCAAAGAGUAAUUUUGCACUUCUCCGUCGAAAUUUAAAAUGUCAUCUAUAUUUCAGAAAAUAAUGAGAGAAAUUAUGCGCCGCUUGACA
Messenger RNA from Eucalyptus grandis, 2593 nucleotides. RefSeq names its product U-box domain-containing protein 33. The coding region runs from base 304 to 2499 and encodes 731 amino acids. Lineage: Eukaryota; Viridiplantae; Streptophyta; Magnoliopsida; Myrtales; Myrtaceae. The transcript has 9 exons. Gene Ontology annotation, molecular function: ubiquitin-protein transferase activity; protein kinase activity; ATP binding. The record is from RefSeq and is a predicted model, not a curated record. Gene Ontology annotation, biological process: protein phosphorylation; protein ubiquitination.